Dipodomys ordii (Ord's kangaroo rat) is the source of this 3747-nucleotide messenger RNA. It is a transcript of the gene Tdrd7, whose product is annotated as tudor domain containing 7. The transcript has 17 exons. Gene Ontology annotation, biological process: lens morphogenesis in camera-type eye; spermatogenesis; lens fiber cell differentiation. The record is from RefSeq and is a predicted model, not a curated record. NCBI's taxonomy places the organism in Eukaryota, Metazoa, Chordata, Mammalia, Rodentia, Heteromyidae. The coding region runs from base 94 to 3501 and encodes 1135 amino acids.
GGCUGAGGCGGGGGCCCCGGCGGAGACGGCGGCGGGAGCGGGAUCCAGAGGCGAGGGGGACGGGCCGGGGGCCCCCCCAAGGACGAGGGGAAGAUGCUGGAAGCAGACCUGGUUUCAAAGAUGCUGCGGGCUGUUCUGCAGUCUCAUAAGAAUGGGAUAGCAUUACCCCGGCUGCAAGGAGAAUACCGAUCCUUGACUGGAGACUGGAUCCCCUUCAAGCAGCUGGGUUACCCUACUCUAGAAGCCUAUUUGAGAAGUGUGCCAGCAGUUGUCAGAAUAGAGACUAGUAGAUCUGGAGAGAUUACCUGUUAUGCUGUGGCCUGCACAGAAACUGCAAGGAUUGCUCAGCUAGUGGCUCGGCAGAGGAGCUCUAAAAGGAAAACCGGGCGGCAAGUUAAUUGUCAGAUGAGAGUAAAGAAAACCAUGCCAUUUUUUCUAGAAGGAAAACCAAAGGCAACACUCAGACAACCAGGAUUUGCUUCGGAGUUUUCUAUUGGCAAAAAACCUAAUCCAGCACUGUUAAGAGACAGAGGAAAUGCUUUUGGAGUUAAGUCUGAUGCUGAAAUGCCACCUUACCCAGUACAUACGACUCUUGGAAAUGAAGUAUUCAGAGACAUUCCAAUGCAGAGGCAUGUGAGCAUGCCUACCAAUAACAGGUUUAGCCCGAAGGCAUCCCUUCCGCAACCUUUCCAGAUGCAUCUCUCAGCCUGUAAUAAGGAAGUGAGUGAUAAUAUAAAUCAGACGGUUGAAAAACCAAAUGUCACACCUCCUGCCUCUUAUAAAAUGGAUGAGGUUCAAAAUCGUAUAAAGGAAAUAUUAAACAAGCAUAACAAUGGCGUUUGGAUAUCUAAGCUUCCUCAUUUUUACAAAGAGUUAUAUAAAGAAGACCUUAAUCAAGGAAUUUUACAACAGUUUGAACAUUGGCCUCAUAUUUGCACGGUGGAAAAACCUUGCAGUGGAGGCCAAGAUUUACUACUUUAUCCAGCCAAGAGAAAGCAGCCCUUGAAAAGUGAACUGGACCCUGACAAGGUACCCCUGCUACCUGCUUCCAAGCAAACACAACCAGCGAAAGAGAGUCCAGCAGUGAUGCCAGGAGAUGUCAAAGAGAAAGUGGCUGAGCUGCUGGUGAAAUACACAAGUGGGCUUUGGGCAAGUGCACUCCCAAAAGCAUUUGAGGACACAUAUAAAGUAAAAUUCCCCGAGGAUGCCUUAAAAAACCUCGCUGCACUUUCGGAUGUAUGCACCAUAGAUUACAUUUCCGGAAAUCCCCAGAAGGCCAUUCUCUAUGCUAAACUUCCAUCGCCUCCUGACAAGAUCCUAAAGGAUGAAGGGCAAGCACAAGGCGAUUAUGACAUCAAGUCUAUGAUUGAGCAAGAGUAUUUGCAAAUAGAGAAAAACAUUGCUGAGAGUGCCGAAACCGGUGCAGAGGAUAUGACCAUAGCCAUUCCUCCUCUAGUCAUUCCCACUGAGGCCUCCCCAUCUGUGCUGGUGGUUGAACUGAACAACACAAACGAAGUGGUUAUCAGGUAUGUGGGCAAAGACUACUCAGCUGCUCAGGAAUUAAUGGAAGAUGAGAUGAAGGAGCAUUACAGUAAGAAUCCCAAGGUUGCACCAGUCCAGGCUGUACAUGUCGGGCAGCUGCUGGCGGUCAAGGCCGAGGAGGAUGCCUGGUUACGUGCACAGAUCAUCUCAGCAGAGGAGAACAAGCUAAAGGGAAUUAUGCCACCAUCUUUGCAGCCUGUGUUCUACAAGGCAAACCUGAAACCCGCAUGCCACUAUCAGCCCCUGGCCGUAACCCACUAUGUGUCACUGAAGAUAUGGUUGGAUGUUCUAAAUGAUGAUCCUGACCUCGUGAAGGUGGUUGAAUCUUUAACCUGCGGGAAGAUCUUUGCAGUGGAGAUACUGGACAAGUCGGACAUCCCUCUGGUUGUUCUGUAUGAUACCUCAGGGGAAGAUGAUAUCAAUAUCAACGCCACCUGCCUGAAGGCCAUGUGUGACAAGUCCCUGGAGGUUCACCUCCAGGUCGAUGCCAUGUACACAAAUGUCAAGGUGACUAACAUUUGCUCUGAUGGGACAAUCUACUGCCAAGUGCCUUGCAAGGGCCUGAACAAACUCAAUGACCUUCUGCACAAGAUAGAGGAUUAUUUCCACUGCAAGCACAUGACCUCUGAGUACUUCAUCUCACUGCCCUUCUGUGGGAAAAUCUGCCUCUUCCACUGCAAAGGAAAAUGGUUACGAGUAGAGAUCACAAACGUCCACAGCAGCCGGGCUCUUGAUGUUCAUUUCCUGGACUCUGGCAACGCAACAUCAGUAAAAGUCUCAGAGCUCAGAGAAAUUCCACCUCGGUUUUUGCAAGAAAUAAUUGCAAUACCACCUCAGGCUAUAAAGUGCUGCUUAGCUGAUCUUCCAAAAUCAAUUGGCAUGUGGACUCCGGAUGCUGUGCUUUGGCUAAGAGAUUCUGUUUUGAACUGCUCAGACUGUAGCAUUAAGGUCACCGAAGUGAAUGAAGCCAAGGGGAUUGCCUACGUGUAUUUAUUUACUCCGAAGAACUUCCCUGACCCACAUCGCAGUAUUAAUCGCCAGAUUACAAAUGCAGACCUGUGGAAGCAUCAGAAAGAUGUGUUUCUGAGUGCUGUGUCUAGUCCAGUCAGCUCUCCUGGCGGCAGAAAUGGCAGCACGUCCCUGUUGGGCAAUAUACCUGUGUCCAGCAGUACACCUAUUUCUAACAACACUCCUGUGUUGGGUAACACGCCUGUGUCAGUCAAUAUACCAGUGUUGGGUGGCACCCCACUGUUGGGUGGCACACCCCUGUCAGGCAGCACUGGAGAGAAUUUCAGAAAGAGCUUCCCAGAAAUCAUCAAAAAGUCUGUGGUAGACCACACCAGCCCUUUCUCCGCGGAGGAACUGCCACCUCCUGUCCACUUGUCAAAGCCUGGGGAACACAUGGAUGUGUAUGUGCCUGUGGCCUGUCACCCAGGCCACUUUGUCAUCCAGCCUUGGCAAGAGAUUCAUAAGUUGGAAGUUCUUAUGGAAGAAAUGAUUCUGUAUUACAGCAUGUCUGAAGAGCGCCAUGUAGCAGUGGAGAAAGACCAAGUAUAUGCUGCCAAAGUGGAAAAUAAGUGGCACAGGGUGCUUUUAAAAGGAAUCCUGACCAAUGGAAUGGUGUCCGUGUACGAGUUGGACUAUGGCAAGCACGAGCUAGUCAACAUAAGGAAGGUACAGCCCCUAGUGGACGUGUUCCGAAAAUUGCCCUUCCAAGCAGUAACUGCCCAGCUUGCAGGAGUGAAAUGCAGCCAGUGGUCUGAGGAGGCUUCGAUGGUGUUUCGAAAUCAUGUGGAGAAGAAAGCUCUGGUGGCACUGGUACAGACAGUUAUUGAAAGCACUAACCCUUGGGACCGGAAGGUAGUGGUCUAUCUAGUAGACACGUCGCUGCCAGACACUGACACCUGGAUUCAUGAUUUUAUGUCACAGUAUCUGGUAGAGCUUUCAAAAGUUAAUUAAUCACUGCGUCUGAGACCUUGACAACUAAUUCAGAUUUUUUUUAGCAAUAAUAAAAUGUAGUAGGCUUUAAAAAAAAUCUUAUUUCUGCUACAUGGCUCUGACUGUUGUGGGAGAUUGGAAAGAAUAUGCUUAUGUUUGAUGAGAGAUAUUUAGCAAGUUUUGUUUUAACAGAGUUGACUUUUCAAAGAAAAUUGCACUUGAAUUAUUACUAUAAUAUUAGAAUAAAAAUGUUUAUCAAUGUAAAAA